CAAAUUGCAAGUUGCGAUACGUUUCCAAAAAGUACGAAAAGUUCUCGGAAAUCACGAAAAUUUUACAAGAAACAAAGGAAAGUUUAUAAAUAAAUGGAAGAUAUCGAUUUCCAAAAUUACGAGAAGUUUCCAAACUUAUACGAUGUGAAAAUUUCGCAAUUUCCGAUGGUACAGGCUAACCCUUAAGGCAACGUAGAACGAGAGCACAAUAACGCUUGCUCCCAUAACUCCCGCAACCGCUUUAGGGGACUGUCGAAUGUUGUGUUUCGGAGGUUCCGGGGCAAACUCCCGAAUUCGAAACAAGAGCACACAAUUCAAUAAAAAUAGUGUUUAAUUUUUAUGUUUAUGAAAAUUCCCACCAAGAUGAGCAAAGCGAAGCGCAGCCGUUUCGUUACUACAAGAAGUCUUGUAGGUAUAAUAAAAAAUAAUGAAUUGUGAAUAAAUUUUUCAUCUUACACCCAUUUGACGGUAGCGAAAUGGCCAAGCCAUAUAUUUUGACUAAGGUGUAGAGUUAGGGUGUCCCGUAUUUAACGAUUUUCAGAAAUCAAUAACGCAUACCCCCUAAAUCGGUUUAUUUAAUCCCAAAUCACUCUGAAAAUAAAUUUCAGGUCAUUCCUGUAACUGCAACCCGUGCCGACUUUCAUGCUAUUUUCCCGUACAAUAUAUGAAAAUGACCAAAAUUUCUUUUUCUUUUUCAUAACUUUUUUCGUAUCAAUCGCGUAAACUACUGCCGUAUAAUCAUUAUUUCACAAAAAACCUCGACCCCGCGAACAGAAAACCAAUAAAAAAAUAUCAAAUUACUGUCUGACCAAAAUAGUAAUUUGUAUGGGAAUUUUAGUUGCAAGAAGGCACAGGUUCCUAUUACUGUAAUGCCCUGAAAUUUAUAUUCAGAGUGUUUUGGGAUAAAAUAAACUGAAUUAGGGGGUAUGCGUUAUUAAUUUCUGAAAAUCGUUAAAUAAGGGACACCCUAAGUGUAGAGUUUGUGAAGUUAGGGUUUGUAUAAUUUGAAGCUCUACAAUAAAACUGAUAACUUCUGUGGAAAACGUAAAUUCUGCUGUUUCCCUCAUCAAUGACGAUCUAGUUUACAUAGCUGAAUGUUCCAAUAGCUUUGGCAUCAGUGUCAAUCCGGCAAAAUGUCAGGCUAUUAUUCUGGGUAGCCAUCAUCAACAAGUAAAGCUUGGUGCGGUUUCUGUCGCGCCGAUUUUGUUUGAUGGCACUGUUAUUCCAGUUACUAAACAAGUGAAAGAUCUCGGCCUUGUAUUAGAUUCUAGCCUUACCUGGAAUGACCAAGUCUCUGAAAUAAGUCGGAAAGUUUCAGGAACAUUGCGUUAUCUCUAUAAAUUUAAGAAUUUUCUCCCAGUAGGUACUAAGAAAUUACUUGUGCAGACUCUAAUAUUGCCAGUUAUUGACUAUGCGGACGCGUGCACGACUAAUAUCUCUCAGGAGUACCUCAAUAAGCUAGACCGUCUUAUGAAUAAUGGCAUACGUUUCAUUUUCGGACUUCGCAAAUACGACCAUGUUUCUUUUUAUCGCCGUCAGCUAAAUUGGCUCUCCAUCCGUCGUCGUAGGUCCCUUAGAAUCCUGAGUAUUUUAUUCUCCAUUUUGUUCGAGCCUUCCUCCCCUGGUUAUCUUAAACGUAAAUUCACUUUCAUCACCCCCCGUCCAGGAUGUGAACUCCGUUCCUCCCGUUCUCUCAAACUCUUGAUUCCUUCACACCGUACUGGUUUUAUGUCUAACUCUUUCGCCGUUGAGGCAAUCCGUCUCUGGAAUUCCCUCCCUCUCUUUAUUCGACAAGCCCCAAGCAAACCCGUUUUCAAACGACUACUUCGCAAGCAUCUUCUGUCAGAAGAACUUAAAUAAGGUUCACCAUCAUGUAUAUGUACAUAAUUAUAUGUAUUAGUCUAUCUUUUAUACAUUAUAUAAGUAGUAGUAUUUAACUAUUUAUAUAUUUUUGAUAUUAUUUGACUUCACGUUAAAUUUUUUCCUUAUUAUUUGUUAUUAUUUUUUCCUGCACCAACAUACACAAAUGUCUCUGUUUGACCCAAUGGUUGACUGGUAGAGAAUGCCUUUUGGCAUUAAGUUCGCCAUUUGUACAUUUUUCUUUAUGUGUGCAAUAAAGUUUAAAUAAAUAAAUAAAUAAAAUAACUUUUUGACAGUGCGAGCCUUAUGGUUUCGUCUUGGCAUUUUAUAUGCAAAUGUUUUCGAUAGCAUUGUAUCAUAGCUUUAGCUUAUAGGAAUAUGUUAUAUGGGCCUUGUUGCUUGAAUCAAAUUUUAAAAUAAGAUAACAUAAAUAAAUAAAUGCGUCCCAUACACUCACCAAGAUUUGCCCAAAAACAUGUUAAGGCUUAACGGUUAUUCCCAUAGUAUUUUUUUAUGAGCAUACGUGUCCUGUAAGAUCAUUGGGUUUUUUUUUAUAGUCAACCAGGGGAUAGUAAAAACCUUCUUUUCUAUGGGGGUAAUGGAGGGCAUUAAUUUUACCGUAAAAAUGUAACGCUUUGAGGGAUGGUUUCUUUAUUAUUUGGAAAAUUGCAUGGGGAAUGGUGUUGAGAAAUGUGAUUACCUGCAUGUUACACUUUAAUAAACGCAAGAAAUGUAUCGCAGUGCGUUCUUAGCCUUUAGAAAUACGUACUUUGAUACUUAUUUAUUGCUUACUGAUAAGCAUUAAAACGACAUGAUUCGAACUUAAAGAUACGGGUGUAUUCCCAUCUGUGCCCGCCCCGCGACGUGACCACCGCCUUACAAGAGGCGGGCACAGGUGGGAAUGAUUUGUAAAUAGUGUCUACUCCCAUCUGUUCCCGGCGGGGACUAUAUGGAUCGGAUAUGUUAGUGUUAAAAGUGACGUAUUUAUUUUAGGAAACACUUUUGACACAGACAUAUCCAAUGCAUAUCGUAUCUUUAGCAAGUGUAUGACGUAUCUUAAAAUUCGAAUCGGGCCGGUAGUAUAUCUAUGUCUGGUACAAAUUUUCAGAGCUAAAAAUUACUUUAAUUUCUUUGUAUUACAAUUUCUGUAACGAAACUAUUAGUACCAGAAAUAAAUAUGUUACUUGGACGUUCAUGUUAAAUUUCACGUUAUUAAAGAAAUGUCGUUUUAAAAUGAAUGAGACCGUAACUUUGAUGCAAGUCGGCGGCUAGCUUCCUCUGUGACCCUUAAUUCUAGAAAUCACUGACUGCUUGAAAAGUCAUGCUUCAAAAAUAAUUCUGCAGUCAUAAUACAGUACACCUAGUGUAAAUUUAGUCGAUAGCGAAACGUGACGUACGCGUUUGCGUUAAGUCUCAUUUUGUAUGGGUUUUUGAACAGUGCGCCAAGCGGGACAUUUUGGAAAGUCAAAAAUCUCAUACAAAAUGACACUUAACGCAAACGCGUACGUCACGUUUCGCUGUCGAAAAUAUUUACACUAGGGGUACUGAUGUUCGGCAAAAAAAUUAAGCCGGCGUUUUCCAUUAUUCAAACUAAAUAAACAUUGUUCUGUGGUAAGCAUUUUUAACAUCAUUUCGUUUGAAGUAAUUUUAUGAUUCAUGGAUACAGUAAAAUCACAAAUGAUCCGGCUAUCGCUACACCUCGCUACAAAACCAAGCUUAUAGAAGUAUCACAUAUUUAACUUUGGCAUAGAAACUCUAAAAAUAACGAAAAUAAUGUGUUACAUUCCGACAGUUACAGCAAUUACGAUUUCGCUUGGCAAUUAAAAGAGAUCCGACAAACAAAGUAGACUAAAAUAAAUCAAAUUCGUUCCGUGCAAUUGCGAGCGGUGUAUACAAACAAUAAUAUUCCCGCUUAAUUGCACGUGCGAAUCUUUUCAUUUUGUACCUACAACUAAAAUAGAACAGUGUUUGACCAACGUCUGUCGCAUCGGGACGUGUGUGUUGGGCUUUAGAAAAAUCAAACGCGCGUUGGUGCGAAAAUAUUGCCGCGAACGAGUUGUAACUUUUUCGAAAAGGUUCUUUUUAGAUGAAAAUACUUAAAAUACUUAACUCGUGAUCAAACAUAGGAUUAAAACAUAAAAAAUGAGAACUUUUAAAUAUUUAUUCAGUGUUUUCGUGUGAAGAGAUGCGUGACGAGGUCGAUUUAGUGACAAUUUUAAGUGAGUGACCUAAUAAAAUCCAGUGAUUUGUGUGUGACAGUGUUUCAGUUAUUAUCAUGGCCGACACAGAAAAUCCGGUGGAGAAAAAUGAAGAAGAGGAGGGCACAGAGCUUGAACUCGAGGCGCUAUACCGCCGGUACUGCGUGCGGUUGAAACAUGCGCUCUUCGUGUCCGCGCUCUGCGUGACGCUCUUAUUUACGCUUAUGUUGCUGUGUGCUGUAUGCAUACUACAUGCCGAUGAACUUCCUCAACAAGUCCGUUCAUUGGCAACCCUGUCCGUCAUCCUGUUCAUACUGUCCAUCGUGCUGGCCAUGGCGCUGUUGCCAGCCGCGCCAGAGUGGGAGGCGCUGGCGCUCUCCGGCUCUGUGCUGGUGACGGCGUGCCUGGGCGCAGGCACGCUGAUGGCCACGCACCAUGCGCCGUUGCCGCUCUUCGCCCUAAUAUUGAUGGUACACACAAUGAUGCCCAUAGCCCGCUCCAUAGCCCUGGCCAUGUCUGCGGCCCUCACGAUAGCCUACAUGGGCCUCGCCCUCGGCCUCGGGCCUCAUAACGCGGAGAACAAGUUUCAUUUGCAGCUAUGCUGUGAACUGGCCCUCCUGAUCUCAGCAAGCGGCAUUGGGCUGUACUACCGAGCGUUGACCGAGCGAGCGCAUCGGAACACCUUCGCCGGCACCAGAACUUGUCUGGAACAGCGUGUUAAGCUGGAGUGCGAGCGAGAGCAACAAGAGAGACUGUUGCUCUCUGUCAUACCUGCGUACAUCGCUGCUGAGGUGAAACGCUCAAUAAUGCUCAAGAUGGCAGACGCCUGCGCCGACGCGUCCAAACAAACGCGCUUCCACGAGAUGCACGUCCAGAGACACAACAACGUGAGCAUCCUGUACGCGGACAUCGUCAACUUCACGCCGCUGAGUGAGAGGUUGAGCGCGUCGGACUUAGUGAAGACGCUCAAUGAGCUGUUUGGACGGUUCGAUCAGAUUGCUCAGGAAAACCAGUGCAUGCGCAUCAAGAUCCUCGGGGACUGUUACUACUGCGUGUCAGGUCUACCCGUGUCCCGUCCCAACCACGCAUACAACUGUGUCAACAUGGGUCUACAGAUGAUCGACGCUAUAAGAUUCGUCCGUGAAGCUACCGGCUUUAACGUGGACAUGCGCAUCGGCAUACACACCGGCAACGUGCUGUGCGGCGUGCUGGGCCUGCGCAAGUGGCAGUUCGACGUGUGGAGCGAUGACGUCACGCUUGCCAACCACAUGGAGUCCGGCGGGAUCGCGGGUCGAGUCCACAUAACAAAGGCCACGCAGCUGCAGCUGGGCGGGCGAUUUGAAGUAGAGCCGGGUGAUGGAGCAUCAAGAGAAGGCUACCUGGCCGACCACAAAGUGGAGACCUUCCUGAUUAUACCCCCGAAGAAACCAUCUGGCAUAUCCGAGAACGGUCGUCUUUCCGUCUGUACCGUGGACCGCAAGGCCAGCAUCGUGUCAUCCAUCUACAACGACAUUUCACCGACCAAGCCGCGCGACAACAUCAGCCCAGUGCCGUCGACGAAUAGCUUUGAAGAUGUCGUUCCUAAAGUGCUCAGGACAGAGUCGAUGAGGACGACCGUGGGAGCGCCUGGUGAUCUCAGCAGGCGAGCAUCAGUGAAAGUUGAAGGUGCUAAAACAGUAGCGUUUGAAAGCCUAGCAACGAGUCCAGGGGAAGGACUAGGCAAUGGAGUGGUACCACCUAGUACUAAACCUAAGAGUCGGAGCGGAUCUAUCAUCGGAGCAAUAAGUCCUAUUAUGGGAACAGAAAAUACCACUGGAUUAGAACUGACUUUUGAUAUUGAGCUGGACUCUCUACCGCCAUGUGUAUUCUCUAGAAUGUUAAGUACUUCAACAACUAUUUCAACGGAAUCAUCAUCUCAAUCUAUUCCUGGUGUUCCUAGUAGAUCUAGGCCUUCUAGUAAAAUGACAAAAUAUGUGGAAUGUUGGGGCGCCGACAAACCCUUUGCCAAUAUCACCGAUUCUACUCUAGCCAAAAACAUUGGGAUUUCUAGCCUUGCCAUGAUAGAACACAAUUUAUUGCCUCAAAGGACAACAUGCUGCGAUUGCAGCAGUACAUCGGAAGACAUGAACCGCGUCACACUGUGGUUCACCCGUGGCAGCCAGGAGCGACAGUACCGUAACCAACCGGACGAGCAAUUCAAAUAUAACGUGGCUUGCGCAGCGCUACUCUUUCUGUUGCUAGCUGUGAUCCAAAUACUCACUGUGCCAAGGGGCAUCGUCCUAUACGCAUCGUUCGGACCGACGUUCUUCACGCUCAUGGUUUUCGUGUACUUGUCGUGGUACGACGGCACGUUCCCUCGACGGCCGCUGUCCGAUAUUCCCGCGGCUGAUGACAUGUAUGCUGACAACUGUACAAAACCUGGACAGGUUGUGAUGAACAAUAGAUACAUCAGAAUUACGAUGUUCCUGGUGUCAGUUUUACUGAUAAGCGCUUGUGCCGUCAUAAACUUAUUCCAGCCGUCAGACCUCGACGACCAGCCCGAGUUACUGAGGUGGCAGAGGCUACAGAACGACACCAACUACACUAGCGAUGUGAAGGCCGACAGAGUGCGGCAUUUCGAGCUAGAAGAAGCGCCGAGCUACCUCUACAGCUCAGUGCUAACCCUUGCCUCAAUCUCCGUGUUCCUCCGCGUGGGCUUCGUCCUGAAGCUAGCGGUGAUGUGCAGCGUGCUCACCGCGCACAUCGCGCUGUUCGGGUCCUCGGAGCUCUUCUACCACAACCCGCUGCUGCAGCUUAGCGAGGAGACAGAUGAAUUCUCCAUGCUCCCAUACGCAACCAAAGCGGGCCUGGUGCUAGUAUUCGUAGCCGCACUACUCCACAUCCUAGACCGCCAGAUCGAGUUUACCUCCAGAACCGACUUCCUGUGGAAGGACAAGCUCAAGUUUGAACAGGAGGAGGUGGAGACGAUGCGGGGAAUCAAUAAGAUUCUGCUGGAGAAUAUAUUACCGGCCCACGUGGCGCAGCACUUCUUGACGUCCGUGGCUUCGGAGGAGGACCUAUACCACGAGCGCUACUCAAGCAUCGCGGUCAUGUUCGCGUCCAUCCCGAACUACAAGGAGUUCUAUGAUGAAACAGACGUCAACAAGCAGGGACUUGAAUGCCUGCGGUUACUCAAUGAGAUUAUUUGCGACUUUGAUAAGCUAUUAUUGAAGCCGAAGUUCAGUGGAAUAGAAAAGAUCAAGACCAUCGGAAGUACGUACAUGAUUGCUUCAGGAUUGAGGCCAGGGAAAGAGGAUCAAACGGACGCAAAAGGAAAGGAAGAGCACACAGUGGCGAUUUUAGUAGAGUUUGCGUUCGCUCUAAUGACAAUUUUAGACCAGAUCAACCGAGAAUCAUUUCAGAGGUUCAAACUUAGGAUAGGUUUAAGCCACGGGCCGGUGAUCGCGGGCGUGGUGGGCGCGCAGAAGCCGCAGUACGACAUCUGGGGCAACACCGUCAACGUGGCGUCGCGCAUGGACUCCACGGGCGUCAUGGGCCGCAUGCAGGUCACCGAGGACACCGCCAAGGUUCUCAUGAACGCGGGCUAUACGUGUGAGUGCCGCGGGCCCACGUUUGUGAAGGGGAAAGGAACGCUCACUACAUACUUUGUCAAACCGCCCACGACCAUUGGAGGGAUGUAAAUGGGAGGAUCAACUAUUGCUUGGUUUUGUCUUGUCAGCCAUGCCAAUAUUUCUUUUAACAGUUACAUGGUUUGUUAGAAGAAAUGUUGAAUUAAUUAAUUUAUAUAAAAAAACAUACUCACAAGAAAGUUUUAUCCGCUGAAAUUGAAAUCAGAAAUUCAAUAAUAAUCUAAAAUAUUAUACUUUGAAAGUUGUAGAUGACUACGAGUGAUAUUUUACACCAACUGUUAGAAAAGGCAUAAAAUAUAGUGUAUAUAUAAAUGUUUGUCUAUUCUUCGACAUAAAGAUUUAGAGUAAUACUCGAAAUAAAACUUUUGGUAAGGAACAUUGAGAGAUGGAAAAAGAGCAUAUAAUUUGUAAAACAGUUUUACAAUUCAGUCUUUAAAGUGAAGUUUUGUUUUGACUGGGAUAUAUGUAAAAUGUUUUUUGACUUACGGUUGAUUAGCGAAUUGUAUACUUACAUUAACUAAAUCAUAUAUUAUGACUCUAGAGUCUAGUUUCUGUGGUUUAUAUACAUAUAUGAUUAGUUUAAAAUAUUAUGUCAAGGAAAAUAAUUAUACACAUUUUUUCCAACACGUAAAAGCAGUUUACAAUCUAUUUUUCAAAAGUAUAUUUUCAGAAUUCUAAUACAUAUCCUAAAAUUUACAAAAUUAUUAACACAUAUUGAAUAAUUAUCUACUAGGAUAAUUGUUAGUAAAUUAGUAUAUUAACUAUAGGUACUUUAAGAGUUACAAAAGUAAGCCUAUUUAGUAAUUUAUUUUGAUAACAUUUUUAAACUGUCCCACUAUUUUUAAGUAAAAGGUCCAAGACCUCUUUUUCACAAUUGCCAAAUUAUUAUUUAAAACUAAAAAUAACUGUUACAAUCAAUAAGUAUAACUUUUUAUAAUUUAUCCUUGGAGGAUUUAACAACUGGAGACGCCUUGUCUGUUUUCUUCUGUACAAAACAGUCUGCCGAUUUUUGCGAAGGAAGGGCACGUCAAAUGUAUGGCUAUUUGUGCGUAACGUACAAAUAGCCAUGUCAGAUAAACGUCAGCCGAUACAAUACGUAUGAUAUGACCGUUGACCGAGUUUUUCGACAGAGGGGUAAGCUCUUAAAGGUGACUCCGGUAGUUAAAUCGUCCAAGAAUUUAUCAUACUAAUUUAAUGGGUAUGAUUACGAUUUCUAUAGCCUAGUCAGCCGAUUUUUCGAAAAAUUCGACACAUCACUGUGGUAACUUUAUACACGUAGAUUUUUUGUAGUUCUAUGUAUGGUUGGCCAAUUGGCUAUAUAAAACAGAUACUGCACGUAAACGAGAACAUGACGUAUCGGUACUAAUUCUAUAUUUGCGUGCUUCUGUCGCAUUAGUUAUUUAGUUAGAAUAGAGAAUGAUUAUUACUAUACCAAUACAUGUAUAAGAAACGUAGGGUCAAGGAGAGAGAAGUGGCUGAAACCCGUUACGCGUAAAUGGCUUGAGUCACUGUGCCAGACUAUUUUCUACCGAGCCACUGUCCCCUCCUUG
Messenger RNA from Cydia pomonella (codling moth), 9237 nucleotides. Its product is annotated as adenylate cyclase type 2-like. Gene Ontology annotation, molecular function: adenylate cyclase activity. The record is from RefSeq and is a predicted model, not a curated record. The transcript is spliced from 25 exons. Gene Ontology annotation, cellular component: plasma membrane. The coding region runs from base 4136 to 7738 and encodes 1200 amino acids. Gene Ontology annotation, biological process: intracellular signal transduction; adenylate cyclase-inhibiting G protein-coupled receptor signaling pathway; cAMP biosynthetic process. Lineage: Eukaryota; Metazoa; Arthropoda; Insecta; Lepidoptera; Tortricidae.